CGGCUUUUUUGAUUCUUCGAUUGAUUUUUCUUUUGUCUCGUUUAUCGCUGUCUCCGCCUCAAUUAGGGUUAAGGAUUUGAGGUGAAAAAGUUAUCUUCUACACACAAAUCUUCAAUCAUGGACAUGUUAAAGAAACGAAGGCUCGACGAGAACGGCAACGGGAUCUUCAACGACGCACACAUCUCAACUCGAUUGACGCCACACGACGCUAGAAAACUCAUCGAACGCUUCUCCACGGAUCAGCUCCUCGACAUCUUACAAAACGCCGCCGCUCGACACCCCGACGUCCUCGACCUCGUUCGUUCAACCGCCGACUCGGACGUCACGCAGAGGAAGCUCUUCAUCCGCGGCCUCGCGGCAGAGACGACGACGGAAGGUCUCCGAUCGCUUUUCUCAUCUUACGGGGAUCUCGAGGAGGCGAUCGUGAUCCUCGAUAAGGUUACCGCGAAGUCGAAAGGGUACGGGUUCGUGACGUUUAAGCAUGUAGACGGAGCGCUUCUCGCUUUGAAAGAUCCGUCUAAGAAGAUCGACGGGCGCGUGACGGUCACGCAGCUGGCGGCUGCUGGGAAUCAAGGUGGGAGUGUGGCGAAUGUUUCGGAUGUUUCGAUGAGGAAGAUUUAUGUGGCGAAUGUGCCUGUUGAUAUGCCUGCGGAUAGGUUGUUGAAUUUGUUUUUGGCGUAUGGGGAGAUUGAGGAAGGUCCUUUGGGGUUUGAUAAGGUUACUGGGAAGUCUAGAGGGUUUGCUUUGUUUGUUUAUAAGACUUGUGAAGGUGCACAAGCUGCACUUGCUGAUCCGACGAAGGUGGUUGAUGGAAAGCAUUUGCAGUGUAAGUUGGCUAUUGAUGGUAAGAAGGGAAAGCCUCCUGUUAAAGAUGUUGUUGCUGGGCCUGGAAACGGUCAUGGGCAUGGUCAUGGUCAUGGUAAUGGAAUGGGUGUGGCUCCUCCUCCUGGACCUUAUGGUCCACCUGGUGGACCGGGUGGGUUGGGUGCUUACAGUGGGUACUCAGGAGGACCACCACCGCAUCAUAUGAAUUCGACGCCGUCAUCUAUGGGUAAUGGAGCAGGUGGGUAUGCUGGUCAUUAUGGAGGAUACAGUGGUCCAGGUUAUGCCGGUUAUGGUCCAGGUGGGCCUGGUGUUGGAAGUGGUCCGUAUAGAAUGCCACCAAGCUCAAUGACUGGGGCUGGUUAUCAUGAGAGUGGACACUAUGGGCAUUCAUCAGGUUCUGCAUAUCCUGGACAGCAUCAGCCUGUUGGUUCCUCCACAGCUCCGAGGGUUCCUCCUGGAGGAAUGUACCCAAAUGGUGCACCGAAUUACUGAAUGGUUUGUGACAGGGCGAAGAUGCUUUUAUGUGCUUAAUGGUGAUUACGUGAUUGCAGCAUCUUUAGAUCUCUGGAUUGAUGAAUGUAUUGCUGCUUUGAACUGAAUGAUAGACUAGGAUGUCUUCCUGUAUUUUUCUUUUCUUUCAUAGACAUAGUUUGGCAGAUUGGUUUUGUUUGUCAGAUUAGUGAACUUUCAAUAAUAUUUGUGUAUUGCGCUUUAUCUUGUUUCCUGAUUACUCUUUCUUUACUCUUAUGGAACAUUGACAACGAAGCUCUACUUGUCUGUGAUCAAUAAAUUAGUACUAGAAGGUUUUCUUCGUGAAUCACUUCUGACUGGUUGAUUCAUAGGUUAAACUCAAGUGUUGAACAUAUGUUGCUUUAGCAGCUUGAUAAUCUGAGGAUUGUAUUCUACCUUUCCUGUUUGCAAAUCAGACAUGUUAGAAGUUUCUUGGAGAGUGUGCAAUUUGUAAGAUUGUUUUAUUAUAUACUCCAUUACCAAUGUUUGACGGAGCAACUCUGCUUCAAAUGAUGAAAAAUCUCGUGAUAUGUUAUUACCAAAAGAAGAGUUACUUUCCAGGAUCUUUUUGAGGUUUUAUUUCUGAGAUUCUUUUUCCGUGUUAAUAUCUGGCUCUUUUUGGAGUGUUUAUCCCAUGGUUUGUGAUAUUUGACGUUAUUUCUUUUAUUUUGUGGUCACAUUUUACGAGAUGUUUGUCUCUUAAAAUAUUCUGUGAAGACAAAAGACAUUUCUAGCUUCUUGUCCAUAAACAGACUAGUCUUGUGUGUCUUUGUUAGGAAUUUUUUGUUCACAGCAACCUGUGACCACUUGGUCUUUUGCUUCUCUGUCCUUUUUUUCCGUUUAUUCCUUUUUAUUUUUCUUGGCGAUUCAACGGUGCGACCAAGCAGGUGCAACAUAUAUGGCAAGACCGAUGGCGAAAUCACUCGUCAUGUUUGGAUUUGUAUAGUAAGAUUUGUAUGGAUCGUUACGAUUUGUUAUGCUGUACACUACUAAACAUGUUCAUGUUCUAAUAAUAUCACCAGACACGCUAAAGAGAUCGUGUCUUUUUU
Molecule: messenger RNA, 2384 nt
Organism: Eruca vesicaria subsp. sativa (arugula)
Lineage: Eukaryota; Viridiplantae; Streptophyta; Magnoliopsida; Brassicales; Brassicaceae
Source: the annotation of a GenBank genome assembly